This is a messenger RNA of Dermacentor albipictus, 596 nucleotides long. RefSeq lists its product as uncharacterized. Lineage: Eukaryota; Metazoa; Arthropoda; Arachnida; Ixodida; Ixodidae. The record is from RefSeq and is a predicted model, not a curated record.
ACGAGGCCGGAGACGAAGAGACCACUCAGGCGACAGCACAAGAAAAUAACGAUGCGUCUCCGAAUGCGAGUGCUUCUAAUGACGAGAUGUUCCCGUGCAUUUGGUGUACGGCGCUCCGUCCUUCAGAAACCCUUCUUGAGCAAGCGCAGGGGCCCAUUGGUCGCAGCAUUAAUUCUCGAAGCUUGGUUCAGACCAGGCAUGAAACGGUACCUCGGUCCAUUCGGCAUUCGGUGAAGGGGAGAAGCGACUUGAUUAUAGUAGACUCGACGUUCACAGAGUGGAAGAACAAGAAACACAAUCUUAUUUUGAGCGUGGUCAUCGAAGCUGGUGGAAGAUACGUCCUCAAGCUAAAUCCCUACAAUCCUAAAAGCCUUCCUCCCGAUGCUGACCCAACGUAUGAUAUUUUGCACGCGAAUACCCACUGCAUCAUUUUUGGAAGAUCUCCGCUAGCUGGAGAAAAGACGGACUGCUUUUUCUGGACAACUCAAAGCCGCACUAGAACGAACAAUUUCGAGUGCGAAUUUGUUUGGGAACACUAUUGUAGAUUCCCUACGGAGGUCCCAUAUGAAGGCAGCGAUUGUGUGUAGCUUUGUGAU